AUGCCUCGCGGACCUAAGAAGCACCAGAAGCGCCUUAGCGCGCCUUCUCACUGGCUCCUGGACAAGAUGUCCGGAACCUACGCUCCCAAGGCCUCCCCCGGUCCUCACAAGCUCCGGGACUGCCUGCCCCUGAUCGUCUUCAUCCGCAACCGUCUCAAGUACGCCCUGAACGGCCGUGAGACCAAGGCGAUCCUCAUGCAGCGUCUCAUCAAGGUCGACGGCAAGGUCCGCACCGACCCUACCUACCCCGCUGGUUUCAUGGACGUCAUCGGCGUCGAGAAGACCGGCGAGAACUUCCGUCUUAUCUACGACACCAAGGGUCGCUUCACCGUCCACCGCAUCCAGGCUGAGGAGGCUGAGUACAAGCUCUGCAAGGUCAAGCGUGUUCAGCUCGGCAAGGGCGGGAUCCCAUUCUUGGUUACGCACGAUGCGAGAACCAUCCGCUACCCCGACCCCGCCAUCAAGGUCAACGACACCGUGAAGGUUGAGGUUGCCACUGGCAAGAUCGCCGACUUCGUCAAGUUCGACACUGGUGUUGUCGCCAUGGUCACCGGUGGACGUAACAUGGGUCGUGUCGGUGUCGUCACCCACCGUGAGCGCCACGAUGGUGGUUUCAACAUCGUCCACAUCAAGGACGCCAUUGACAACACCUUCGCUACCCGUGAGUCCAACGUCUUCGUCAUCGGUCAGGACAAGCCCUGGAUCUCCCUGCCCAAGGGCAAGGGUGUCAAGCUCUCCAUCGCUGAGGAGCGUGACCGCCGCCGUGCCCUCCAGUAG
This is a messenger RNA of Aspergillus sclerotioniger CBS 115572, 777 nucleotides long. Its product is annotated as 40S ribosomal protein eS4. Gene Ontology annotation, cellular component: ribosome; cytosolic small ribosomal subunit. The record is from RefSeq and is a predicted model, not a curated record. NCBI's taxonomy places the organism in Eukaryota, Fungi, Ascomycota, Eurotiomycetes, Eurotiales, Aspergillaceae. Gene Ontology annotation, molecular function: structural constituent of ribosome; RNA binding. The transcript is spliced from 4 exons. Bases 1 to 777 code for a protein of 258 amino acids. Gene Ontology annotation, biological process: translation.